Molecule: messenger RNA, 6033 nt
Organism: Megalobrama amblycephala (Wuchang bream)
Lineage: Eukaryota; Metazoa; Chordata; Actinopteri; Cypriniformes; Xenocyprididae
Gene: erfl3
Product: Ets2 repressor factor like 3
Exons: 5
Coding region: 1225-3021 (598 amino acids)
Biological process (GO): cell differentiation; regulation of transcription by RNA polymerase II
Cellular component (GO): nucleus
Molecular function (GO): DNA-binding transcription factor activity, RNA polymerase II-specific; sequence-specific DNA binding
Source: RefSeq, a predicted model, not a curated record
ACAUAAUAUCUGACAUUUAGUUUUGAUAGAAAACAUUUGAGUGGCCCUUAUUGUUCAGUCUUUGAUCUUGCGGGGUAAAUUCCGGAAAUCGUUAUUCAUUGCACUAUUACCUCUCGAUGGGGGUAGACAAUUAUCAUUAAAUGAAAGAGAAAGAGGUCUAAUUAACUCGAAAAACACUUGUUGCUGACGUUCACGGGGGAGAUGACGCUGAAUCUCAAGUUCUCUGCAGCUCGUAGGACGCGGAUGUGAUGUCAUCACGGACAGUGGCUAUGGCGGUCUCCAUAACGACGCCUCGUGCUGCAGUGACGCCAGCCCCGCUCGUGGUGAGGGGGCGUGACUCAGCCAAUGCCCGGGCCCCCCCGCCCCAUUCCCCUCCUUCCCCCGACCGUGUGGGCGGCCCCGUGCGGCAGCAGCGAGCGAAACACGACACCCAAGAGAGAAAGAGAGAGAGAGAGAGAGAGAGAUAGAGAGAGAUGGGGGGGAGGAGACAGCGAGUAGUUUCAGACUAGGGAGAGUGGAGGAAGGAAAAAAAAGUCGGUGUGAAAGAGAGAAUGGGAAACUGACUGAUAUACUGCGAAUGGCGAGCCUCGGGAGAGCAGAUGACAAACUAACACAAGGAUAAAAUGUUGCGAAAAUCAUCAACUGGGCACAAGAGCGCGCAUAUGUAAGAGAGAGACGCUGAGUGCUGCUUUUCUGCCGUGUUGGGAUUGUAUCGAUCGCUCCCGGGACAGACGGGAAAGCGCUGUUUCGGAACUCCGCUGCACCCCGUCCCGUCGCGCCAGUGGAAGUAGUACUGAGCCGCUUUCCAAACUCAGCGCUGUCGGUCGGGGGCUUUGGAGGAUUCGUGUGAAGAGGCCAGACGGAGUAGAGCGGGAGCAACAAGAGUGCUGAACAUUGGACAAAAGUUUGGCCUUUUGGAGCGGGAGAGGCCGAGUCUCGCCACUGCUGAACUGACAACUUCACCCAGCUUGCUGUGUGUUAGGGGCAGAUAACUUUCACCAUGAAAACCCCGGGGGACUCGGGGUUUGCGUUCCCAGACUGGGCCUAUAAGCCUGAGUCCAGUCCUGGCUCCAGACAGAUCCAGCUGUGGCACUUUAUCCUAGAGCUGCUGAGGAAGGAAGAGUAUCAUGAUGUGAUUGCCUGGCAGGGGACUACGGGGAGUUUGUGAUCAAAGACCCUGAUGAGGUGGCCAGGCUGUGGGGCGCCCGCAAGUGCAAACCUCAGAUGAACUACGACAAACUCAGCAGAGCUCUCAGGUAUUAUUACAACAAGAGAAUUCUACAUAAAACUAAAGGAAAACGCUUCACCUACAAGUUUAAUUUCAACAAGCUGGUCCUGGUCAACUACCCUUUCAUUGACAUGGGGUCUGGAGGAGCGGCUGUUCCUCAGAGUGCUCCACCAGUUCCUACAGGUCCCCAUUUCCGUUUCCCUCCAUCCACUCCAUCAGACAUGCAGGUGUCCGAGGUGCUGCGUUCCCCCAGCAGCGAGGAGCUGCGCAGUCCUGGGAUGUUCAGUGGCCGCCGCAUCGCCCGUGGGUCUGUCUCCGACUGCAGCGAUGGAACUUCCGUCAACUCUGAGAUUGAAGAUGGGAACGGAGGUACGUCAGAGGAGAGAGUGACGGAAAGAGUGGGCGAGAGAGGAGGAGGAGGCGGUGGUUUUCGAGGUGCCGUUCACCCUCGUCUAUCUCACGAAGCUAUGUUCAGGAUGUACGGUGGACCAGGCGGUCACAGAGGUCAUCGAGUGUCAGAGGUCGGACACAGGGUUCAUCCUGAGCCUCUCUCACCAUUCACCGUUUCGCCUCUGCCUGGUCCAGGAGGGCCAGGCCUGUUGGCGCCACCUCUCUCACCAGCGCUCUCCAUGACCCCAGGCUCUCACCUGGCCUACACUCCCUCCCCUACCCUGUCGCCCAUGCCUGGCUCCAUCUUCAACUUUAACCCAGAGGACAUGCAGCGAUACCUGCAGGCUCACACCCAGAGCGUCUACAAUUACCACCUGAGCCCUCGUGCCUUCUUUCAUUACCCAAACAUAAUCGUUCCUCAGCCUCAGCGUCCUGAGAAAGGAAUGCCCGGACCCCAGGCCUGUGACCGCGGCCCUGCCGAGAGGCCUUCGGUGCUCAACAGCCAUCACUCCAGCCUCCCUCCGCCUCAUGCCCACCCUAUUCACCACCAUCUGGGGGAGGAGCAGCACCAUUCUCCCUUCAAGUUCAAGCUCCAGCCUCCCCCACUGGGCCGAAAACAGCGCGACGGUCAGGGUCGACAGGGCUCGCUUUCCUCCACAUCUACAUCCGGUCUGGGCUCCUCAUUGUCAUUUGGCAGUGACCUCAGUUCAGCCAGUGGAUCAGGGCUGGUGUCCAACUCCUCCUCAACUGGCUCGCUAAACAGCGCUGGCUUGCCCAAGAUUAAGGUGGAGCCCAUAUCUGACAUUGAAUCAGAAGAGGAAGUGGAAGUGACUGACAUCAGCGAUGAAGAAGCUGAUGAAAGAGACGAAGAGUUUGGCGUUUUCCCUUCUCACUACCAUAAACAUCAUCAUCACCAUCACCAUCAGCAUUAUCCUCACAGCCAAAAGCACCAACAGCCCAAUGGUACCAAUGCCGGUCUCCACCCAGAUGAGGACUUGGAGGAAGAGGUAUUCAAAGCUCCCGCCCCUCCACCCUUCUUCGUCCCUCCCACCUCCUCCUCAGGUGAUGUUCGCCGCGGUAUCCCCGUUGUGAAGAGCGAACCCGUAGAGCCUGCGGACAUGCAGCUGGCAUCCGGCGGACUGCCACAAAUGCAUUCCCAGUGUAUCCCACUGAAGCUCCGGUUCAAACGGCGCUGGGACCAGGACCAGCACAUGGAAGAGGCGGAAGACAAGAAAGUGAGAGGAGAAGAGAGGGGGAGAGAGAGGAACGGGAUGGUGGAGGAGAGUGGGAGUGGAAGUGGGAGCGGAGAAGGAGAAAGCCCACCUCCUCUCGCUCAUCACAGAGUUAGCGCCGAGCUCCACCGAGCCACGGCACAGCUGUCACUGGAGAACAAGGACUGCUGAUACGCAUCGACACACAUAGACGACUGCUGAUACACAACUCUACAACUGCUGAUGGACCCACACUCAAACGUGACUCUUUUUAGAUCAAUGACUGCUGAUACUGACAACAGUAAUACUGACACUGACACAUACACUGCACACUUAGACUAACUGACCCUUGCUUAAUCGAAUCCCGCUCCCCGGGCUACCCUCGUUCCCCCGCCGCCCUCAACUUCAGCCGAGGGGCUCGCGUUCCAGUACAUCUCAGUGUGACCGUGAUGAUGAAUGAGUUCACCCACGUGCCCCAGCGACCCUCAGGAGUGAUGAACUUUGACCUUCGGCACUAGAGAAUAUUUUAUAUUUUUAGAAGAGAAUUUUAUUUUGCAAAGUGCCUGUGAGCUAUCCCUCAAAACCCCACAAAGAGAUGGGCAUCAGAAAGACUGGUCUGGUUUGAGGGACUUGAUCUUCAUCUCCAGCAGCCCAGCAUUAUUUUCCUAUUUUCCUCAGUGACAGACUGCGAUCAGUCUCAAUGUGAUGUGUGGUGGGAUACAAAUGCACAGAAAGUCACAAAUAGACACUGUUCAAAAACCAGCCUGGUCAGAAGUCCGAACCCUCAGGGACAAAACCCCCUCAACACGCACACAUACACUCAGACAUGAUCCCUUUCUCGUUCCCUGUAUGAAGCGCGUGUCCGAUUCGAGUGCGAAUGUGUGUGUGUUUUUGAAAUCUAGCUGUGUGUAAGUUCUCAGGAUAUCUCCCUCCUGUCCUUUUCUAUCUAAACCAGCUCACCUUAAAACUUUUGCGCUCUCUUCCAUUCUCUUUUUUUUCCCCUCUGGGACCAUACCUGAAUCACUUUCAUUCCGCUGGGACGAAAUGACUCGGGCGUAACAUGCGGUUCAGAGACCAUACUCUUAAAUCUCUUAAAUGGCUACUUUCUUAGUGUUUGAAAUGACAGUCUGGAGAAGAUACACAUUUAGAGAGUUUAUAACAAGCUUCCCUUGUAUAGUCAGUCCUUUAGUGUGAAUUAAACCAGCAUAUCUCACACACACACACACACACACACACACAAGCUUGUACAGUGAUUCACUAGGACUCAACUAUUUUGGCACUUGAUGUACCCAUUAAAACCAAGUGCCAAUCCUGUCCUGAUUUACUGUCCACAGUCCUUUAGCCACAUUACAACAGCCACAAACCCUUAUGAAAUCUUUCUGUGGACUGGGGGAGGUGAAAAAGCAAUCUAUAAUCCCAAACAUUUAAAUACUAACAUAAGUAUAGAAAAUAAGUAGAAGGCAUAUGGCCAGCACACACACACAAACACACACACAAACACACACACACACACAAACACUGCCUCUUAUGCCUUGUUUUAAUAGCAUGUCUGAAAAGGAAAAACAAAAAUCUUAAAAAAGAACAGUAUACACUCAAUAUACCUUAAUAUAUUAUGUGUUAAACAUACUAUAAACAGAAAGCAUAGCAUUAACUGAUGUAUCAAUUUCAGGGGGUUUUGUAACAGAUUUCGUUUCGAGGGGAAAGUUGACUCUUCUCCUCAGGGAUAAUGUUGCCGUUCGGGUAAGGGAGGAAAAUGUUGCUUUUCUUAUCACGUUAAUAAAAGGUAGGGUAGAGGGAGCAGAAGACUAAAUUGUACACAAGACUCUAACAAAGCACGAGAGCUUUUCACCACAGAUGAUGUGGCACAUUCGGUUCUUUAACCAGCAUGCACCUCCUCGACAUCCUGUUCUUACUGCCACAACUGAUGUGUGUGUGUGUGCGUGUGUGUGUGUUUGACAGAGGCUGUAGGUCUCUGUGCAUGUAUGUUACACCACACCCAAGGCUGUAAUUGUUUUGAAAUCUUGCAUCAUGAACCUCAUAAACCUGUGUGCACUAAAGCCAUGUGGAAGUUGAGCACAGGACGUGAGACGUCAACGGGGUGGCCAGUCGGACACUAGCCAUGAUAUAAUGGUUUUCCAGUGACAAGGAAGUAUUUGUAUCAUGUGUGAAGUGUCUCUGAUACCUAAAAUGAUACAUUAGACAAAUGGGACUGGCAAAGGUGUCACCUCCUCAAAGUUUUGAACUCUUUCUAGCUGCCUUACUCCCCCUUCAGCCAGUUUUGAUUAUGUUUAAGAUCUCCUCCUGCUUUCUUAUUCGAUGAGUCAAGUCUUUAAGUAGGGUGCACUUAUUUUACGCCCGACAUACCUCAUAACGUGAGAGGUGGAGCUCAUUUGAGAUGGGGUGAGCAGUAUUGACCAGUGCAGUCUGUAAACUUUUGUUUGGGCACAAAGUGAGUGCAUUGUUUUUUUGUUUUUGUUUUUUUAGGAGGGAAGAUAUUUGUUUUCUCUUAGGCUGCUGUCAUUGGUUAUCCCAAGAUGUCACUUUCUUUUUCUUUUUUUUUUGUAAGUCAAAUGAUUUGUUUUUCACCCAAACAGCUCCUGUUUAUUUGCUCUCUGACGUCAUUGUUGCUGUUUAUCCUAAUUAUUAUUAUUAUUAUUAGUUAUUAUUUUGUUGACAUUUUUUCCUCAUGUUUUAGUCAUGAUAACAUUGUAUACAAUACUGUAAGAGAUCCUUUUAAGAAUGUUUCCCAACCCCUGCCUUCCCACGAGCAACCCAACAGUGUGUUUAGUGUAACUUUUAAAAUUUUGUAAAUUAACGUAAAACUGUAACUUUAAUAUGGGUGGUUAUUGUGGAGAGAAAUAGGAUGGAGGAAGGGCAUUCGGGAGGAUCGGGCUUAUGAAUUGUACUCAAGUCAUGUCAUGUAAUUGUUAUUUUGUAGUGUUACUGAUUUCUUGCUCUUGUAAAUUUUUUUCAUCGGGGGAUUGUAUGAUUUUAAAAGAUAUAUUGUGUAUUGUUUUAUUGUGUAAAAGUCUCUAUCUCUCUCACUUUCUUUCUCGAAAUUAAUUUCUGUGGUUCCAUAAUUCAUAAUAACAGGUUUUAAUACCAUAAUGUAACAUUUUAAUUCCUCCUUUAUUCAUUUUUGUGUUCUUUUUUCAGAAUUGUAAUUAAAAUGUAAUCAGGGUCAAUUAAACUGGUUAAAAGCCA